Messenger RNA from Eucalyptus grandis, 1596 nucleotides. RefSeq names its product quinone oxidoreductase PIG3. The record is from RefSeq and is a predicted model, not a curated record. The transcript has 6 exons. Bases 164 to 1141 code for a protein of 325 amino acids. NCBI's taxonomy places the organism in Eukaryota, Viridiplantae, Streptophyta, Magnoliopsida, Myrtales, Myrtaceae. Gene Ontology annotation, molecular function: oxidoreductase activity.
GAUCGUUCGCGUGCUCCAUUUUGCUCCUGCCUUCCUUACACGUAGCGUCGCUACCCGCCGAGCAGCGCCGACCCUUCUGUCCGUUUCCGCGCGGCUCGUCACUGCGCUGCUCCACACCUCCGCUCCCCACUCCCCUCUCGACCCAUCUCGCCGGGAACCCACGAUGAAGGCCGUCGUGAUCACGACCCCCGGCGACCCGGAAGUGCUCCGGCUGCAGGAAGUCGAGGACCCGAAGCUCGAGGACGGCCACGUCCUCGUCAGGGUCGCGGCCACCGCGCUGAACCGGGCCGACACGCUGCAGCGGAGGGGCAUGUACCCGCCCCCGAAGGGCGCGAGCGAGUACCCGGGCCUCGAGUGCUCCGGGACGAUCGAGGCCGUCGGGAAGGGCGUGUCCCGAUGGAAAGUUGGGGAUCAGGUUUGUGCUCUGCUUGCUGGAGGAGGUUAUGCAGAGAAAGUAGCAGUUCCAGCAGGGCAAGUUCUUCCUGUUCCUGCUGGAAUUUCGCUUAAGGAUGCUGCGAGUUUCCCAGAAGUGGCUUGCACUGUUUGGUCCACUGUCUUCAUGAUGAGUCACCUCUCUGCAGGGGAAACAUUCUUGAUACAUGGUGGCUCUAGUGGAAUCGGCACAUUUGCUAUUCAGAUAGCAAAAUACUAUGGUGCUAGGGUAUUUGUAACAGCAGGAAGUGAAGAAAAGUUAGCUGCUUGCAAGGAUCUGGGUGCAGAUGUUUGCAUCAACUACAAAACAGAGGACUUUGUUGCACGAGUGAAAGAAGAAACUGCAGGAAAAGGUGUCGAUGUGAUUCUGGACUGCGUUGGUGCAUCCUACUUCCAGAGAAACCUGGAUAGCUUGAAUUUGGAUGGGAGGCUAUUCAUCAUCGGCACUCAGAGUGGAGCAGUGACACAAGUGGAUCUGAGAAGUAUUCUGGCCAGACGCCUCACUGUGCAAGCGGCGGGCUUGCGUACCAGAAGCCCAGAGAAUAAAGAUGCGAUCGUAGAUGAGGUAGAGAAGAAAGUGUGGCCAGCCAUCGAGCAAGGCAAAGUGAAGCCUGUGGUUUACAAGUAUCUUCCUCUAGCUGAAGCGGCGGAGGGCCACCGGCUCAUGGAAAGCAGCAAGCAUGUCGGGAAGAUUCUACUUGUCACAUGAAGUUGUGGACUUGUAUUGUCCUGUCCAGUUGAGUUGCGUAAGAGGGCCGCUUGUUUAUGUGAAUGAGAACAAUGCACAGUACCUGUUACAAUCAAAUGGCAGAGACAACUGAACUAGACUAAAUAACUACCUUGUUCUUGCUUUUGCUAAGAGAUAUAAAAGCCCUUUGGACUUUGGAGGGAAAAUGGAAGAAAGCUUAGCAACAAGCCAAGCAAAGGAAAUUACUCUUUAUGAAUUACAACCGUUAACUGCAUAGAGUUUAGACGGCCAAAAUCUUUAGGACCAGCAGGCACGGUAUACAUGGAAUUUUAUUCGUUGGACAUAAACAAGGCAAAUAAGGAGGGCGUUGAGUUUUUAUUUUUGUAAGUUUUCUCGAGCGAGUUAUUGAGUUAUUGUGAGAUAAUAACUGUUGAUCUGUUUUGGGUGUAAUUGGAGGCUGGAAAGUACCCGAUUGA